GAGCCGCGAGACAGCGCCACUCUCUUGCAUAAGACUCCGUGAACACCCACUCGUGCGGCUGCGACGCGGUUUCACCCAAAUAACCCUCAGCGAACAACCAGAGUCGCGGGCCGCCGCAGUUACGACGCCGCCCGUGCCGCCGGGGCAGCCGCCAUGGACGAGGGCCUCCUGCACAAGAAGCUGCGGACCCUGGAGCAGCAGCGCGCCCAGAGCGACGACCUCAACGCCCUGCUCACGCGCGAGGGCGGCCUGAACGAGUCCCAGUACAUGACCUGCAAGAACCUCAAGGCGGCCGUCGCCGUCUCGAAGCAGCCCGGGUUCUUCGAGUACCACAAGCAUAGCGCGGAGGUCCAGCGCGCCUACGAUCGGAAGACGUGCAACCAGAUGGUGAAGAAGAUCGCGCGGACGCAGCAGGACCUCGACGCCAUCGAGGAGGACAUCCGCGCGCGCGAGGCCGCGCGGCUCAAGUCGCUCGAGCUGCGCGACCCGACGCUCACGUCCUUCGACCAGUGGUUCCAGCAGUUCGGGCGGCCCCAGAACAUGCCCCAGCGCUUCUACUCGACCUUCGACGACAACAAGAAGAUCUACGGCGGGACGCACCACCACCGCGCGUUCCGGUCGAACGCGCGGACGAUGAAGCUCGGGAGCGGGCUUAAGUAGCUUUAAUUU
Messenger RNA from Pelagomonas calceolata, 669 nucleotides. NCBI's taxonomy places the organism in Eukaryota, Pelagophyceae, Pelagomonadales, Pelagomonadaceae. The record is from the annotation of a GenBank genome assembly.